AUGUCUAUGCCAACUUUGCCAGUGAUUGAUCUCGAUGUUUUUUUGACCCAGCCCGAACAAUCGGAUGCUGUCCUUUGGGAAUGCAAGAAGGCUGCAGAUGCUCUGAUCUCUCAUGGCGCUCUGCUUUUGCACGACUCACGGGUGUCAGAAGACGACAAUAGCACGUUUCUUGAUCUUCUCGAGGAGUACUUCGCCCAGCCCGAAUCCGCACUCAAACAAGACGAACGGCCUGAACUAGGCUAUCAAGUCGGAGUAACCCUCGAGAACACUGAGAAGCCAAAGUGCGCAGUCGACGAGCCUUGUCUCGAUGUCAUCGCACGUUUGGAUCCUGCGGAGCGGCCACUCGAUAUCACCGCUCAUAAUCCUGACCCCAAGUGCAGAUUCUUCUGGCGCAUGGGCGAGACACCACCGUACGAGACUGCAUUUCCUGGCCUCAACGCCGCAAAUGUGGUGCCGCAAGCUAAGGAGCUGCGGGAAAGGUGGAGUCCAGUCAUGGAGAAAUGGGGGCAUGCCAUGAAAACUGCGGUUGAGGACCUCGGUGAGAUGGCAGCAAUCGGUCUGGGCUUACCCCGACAGACGUUCAAAGAUGCGGGCAAAUAUGGGCCUCAUCUACUCGCGCCUACCGCGUCUGACCUUGUCAAAUAUUCUGAGAAGGACACCAUCCUCGCUGGUUUCCACACCGACCUCAACUUUCUUACAAUACACGGCCGUUCGCGCUAUCCUGGUCUUCACAUAUGGGCUCGCAACACGGGCAAGCGCAUUCCAGUCAAGUUCCCAGCGACUGGCAGAUAUCUGUUAGUGCAGGCGGGCAAACAACUUGAGCACCUGAGCGGAGGAUUGAUCAAGGCAGGCUACCACGAGGUGGUGGUCAAUGAGGCCACUUUGCAGGUCGUGGAGAAGCGCAAGACAGAGUUUCCAAGUCGACCUCUAAUCCGGAUUUCAUCCACAUUCUUCUGGCAUCUUUCGUCAGACUACGAUCUGGCUCCCAACCCGAGCCUUGCAGCACGGGCUCGAGCUCUCAGGGCGGAUACCGUCAACCUGGGGAAGAUCGAUCCAGUGGAAGACUAUGUCUACGAGCCGAUGAAGGUCGGCCAACAAGUCCAGAAUGAACUGAGGCACAUUGCAUUGCUGGCAUGA
Messenger RNA from Postia placenta MAD-698-R-SB12, 1137 nucleotides. RefSeq lists its product as hypothetical. NCBI's taxonomy places the organism in Eukaryota, Fungi, Basidiomycota, Agaricomycetes, Polyporales, Adustoporiaceae. The record is from RefSeq and is a predicted model, not a curated record. Bases 1 to 1137 code for a protein of 378 amino acids. Gene Ontology annotation, molecular function: dioxygenase activity. The transcript has 7 exons.